Messenger RNA from Austrofundulus limnaeus, 900 nucleotides. RefSeq lists its product as uncharacterized. The coding region runs from base 29 to 775 and encodes 248 amino acids. Lineage: Eukaryota; Metazoa; Chordata; Actinopteri; Cyprinodontiformes; Rivulidae. The record is from RefSeq and is a predicted model, not a curated record. The transcript has a single exon.
GUGAAGGAAAACUUUACUGAAACUCAAGAUGAGGACGGGCACGCUGAUAUUCCUGCUCCUAACAGGACUCUUCUCUUCAUCUCUUUGCACCCUGUUUGGAGUAAUUAUUUAUAUAUCUGACAAGGUAACAUGGUCAGAGGCCAGAGAUUACUGCAGACAGCAUCACACCGAUCUGACUUCCGUCAACAGCCAGCUGGAACUUGUAGAAAUGCUCGUAUCAGGAAACGGCACUGGCAAUGCUUUCGAGACAGGCUGGAUUGGGCUCUACAAAGAUGUAAAUGGUACCUGGAGGUGGUCAGGAGGGAAAGAUGCUUUGUUUCCUCUUUCGGAAAAACUGCAGGAAACGGCUGCGGACCACAGCUGUGUGAUACAAAAUGAGAAAGACUUGCGAACUGCGAGCUGUGAGGACAAAUUCCCCUUCUAUUGCUUUCAGAGCAACCUCGUCCUGGUGGAAGAAAAGAAGGCCUGGGAGGCGGCGCAAGAGCACUGCCGCAGCCUGGACAUGGAGCUGGUCAGCACGGUCUCGGAGUCUGCUCUGAAUCAGGCCCUGCAGAGCAGCAGGAAGGCCCUGACCGCCCAGGUGUGGACCGGCCUGCGCUACCUGGGAGGCAGCUGGCUGUGGGCGGACGGGACGUGCGCGGGGUUCGAGGCCUGGUGCCAGAAGGGGAUGCCGCAGUGCCCUGCAGCAAACCGCCACUGUGGGGCCCUCCCAUCGGAGGGCCGACAGAUGGAGAGCAGGGACUGCGCUGACCAACUCAACUUUGUUUGCUACUAAACUUUUACAUCUUAAAACAUAACUGAGCCCUGUCAGUUCUGGUCAGAAGAUCCCAGCCUUCUGACAAUAUGUUAGCAUUAGCUUAAAGGUGUAGUUUGUUGACAUUUUAAUAUAACCAUGUUUUU